Molecule: messenger RNA, 3127 nt
Organism: Astyanax mexicanus (Mexican tetra)
Lineage: Eukaryota; Metazoa; Chordata; Actinopteri; Characiformes; Acestrorhamphidae
Gene: fam53c
Product: family with sequence similarity 53 member C
Exons: 5
Coding region: 707-1855 (382 amino acids)
Biological process (GO): protein import into nucleus
Cellular component (GO): nucleus
Source: RefSeq, a predicted model, not a curated record
CGGGGGCGGGGGGGCUGGAGGCUCUGCAGAUGGAAGCCACUGGAUUUCUACGGGCGUUCUUAUUUUCCUAGUGGGAGACGAUGGGAAGGCGGUGAAAUGUCGAAUUUAUAGCAGAUAUUCGUGUUGUGUUAGAUCGCUCCUCACACUCCGCUCGCGGGGGUGGUUCGCGUCGGCGUGCGGCGGGUCUUCAACGUUGAUUUAACGGUAUGCUGGUGUUAGGUGUAGAGAACGGGGAUUGACAAUAGCUAACGUUACGCCAUGGGUACCCUGGACGGGUAGCCCGCUAGUUCGCUAGCUAGCUGGCUAGCGUAGCUAGUUGUUGGUCUGAAUUGUUUGAUCUUGUGCAGCUAGGCAAUGGUAGACCAACGUUAGCUGGCUAGCAACUUGCUAGGUUAGCUAGUUAGCUAACAGCUAGGCUCCACGGGCCCUGUGUGUGAGACGGCUGUGCUGGUCUCCGUCGGCGGCGAGGUAAUGAAGUCAUCAUGUUGGCCAGAGCUGCUCUGCCUGGGGAGCCUGUGCUACCUGUAAUUCCCUCGGCUGGUUGACUGCUUCACUUUAGACCUUCCCGCCUGCCAAGCCAUGGUUAUGCUAGAUGUUGAGCCGAUCCCUAGUCUUGACGUUAACCUCAGCCACUGGACAUCGCUCUGCCACUGCAUGAUCCUCACAGCCUCUCUGAAAACUGCUGGCCCACAGUUCAGAUGGAUUGAUGCCUGAGAGCAGUUAUUGGCAGCUCUGCCCUUCCUCAAAGUCUGGCCUGCAGGGCGUGCUGAGCUCCAGCUUCCCCCCCGGCCCUGUGCCUCUUGGACCUUCUGCUGCCCACCUGCCGGAGGGGGACGCCCUGAAUCGUCCACUUGCCCCGAGCACCUCUGUGACGGACCUGUCUUUUCCCGGGCCACCCCCUCCCCCCCCGCCACCCCCCAAACGCCACUGUCGUUCGCUGUCUGUACCGGAGGACCUUUCACGCUGCCGGUACACCUGGCGGCCGAGUGCCUCCAAGGUCUGGACACCAGUGAACCGUCGAUGCCACAGUGGAGGGGGCGCGGGGGGGCCAUGUCCGCUGCGUGCCCCCAGUUCCUCUCUCAAUUCGUCUCUGCAUUCUUCCUCCAGCCCUACCUUCUUCAGCUUGGCCCUUUCCCCAGAUUCCCCGCUGCCUUGGAAUUUCCCCUGGGACCCGAGUGAAACCGCUGGAGGUGGUGCGUGUUGCUGCUUCUUCCCUUCACCCUCUUCAUGCUCUUCCUCACCUUCUCCUCUUCACCCUCCUCAUCCUCCACAGCGACGCUUCUCACUCUCCCCUGUGCUCAUCCGUGAAGCCGCGGCACACUUCCUUCCACCUCCCCCGGUGCCCCCGCAGCCAACGACCCAUCCUCCGGCGGUGCCCGCCUCGCCGUCGUCUGCGUGCAGCACUCCAUCCUCUCUGCGCCGAGCUCUUCCACCUCAACUUCCACGCUGUCACUCUCAGCCAUGCGACCUGCUCCUGCUCAAACCCGGUCUGAAGCGGCGCAGGGACCCGGACAGACCCUGUGCACGGCCUGUGCUAGACUUUGCAAAAAUGACACAGACCCGAAGCACAGAUCCCCUAAGUUGUUUGGAGCGUGGUAGGCUUGCCUGCGGAGGGGACGUCUGCAUGGGCCUUGAGCCUUUUUUCGGAGACUUCAGAGGGUCAUGCUCACCCGCUGAAGGCUUGGGAAGGACGAGUAUUGGACCACUGAGUGAAAGUGAUGAGGAGGAGGAGGAGGAGGAAGAGGACGAUGACGACGACAGAGAGGAGCCAGAGUCCGCUCGUGAUGCGGGACAACAAAGUGUUUUUGAGAGGGAUUGUACUGAAUUAGACAUUACCCUUAUUGAGGAGAAUUAAAACAUUGUCUGAAGGAUGCUAUUUUUCUCCCCUGCAUUGCCAGCGUUCAACACCUCUGUUCACCACCUGCUACCCUACUCUGGCAGGCCUCUCAGGAACACGGCUGCUCUCUCACGAGUCGUGCAGAUGUAAAAAAAGAAAAAAAGAAAAAAAAUGUACAAAAAAAUAUCUCAUUGACACAUUAAUGGAGACAUGUCGACUACUAUCAGUGAUUUACAGGUAAUGCAGUUGGUCAUGGAUGCUGACCCAAAAUCAUAUUACAUUCCACAAUCAGUUGCUAAGAAACUCUUAAGGAUGUGAAUAUUAGAUGGCUGGAGACGCCAGCUGGGAAUUUGGUAGCUGUUCUCUUAAAAAAAAAAAAAAAAAAAUCACUGGCAUAUAGAACUUGAGGGGAGCUGGUCUUUGGCUUCUUGCUGUCUUUCUUUUUCAUGUCUUUUUCUCUAAACAUGUUUUGUUAGUAAGAAUAGUCUUUUGUGGAUGAUAGUUAUGAAAUACCAGUGUUUUUGUUCAGUUUGAAAAAAAAAAGAAAAAAAAAAAGGUCAACAUAAGAGCUGUAAUUUACUCUUCGGACCUCUCUACUUCCUGAGAAAAGUCCAUCUGAUUCAGCAUAUAAGCCUUAAGAUGCCUUUUUUCUUUAUCGAAAGACUCUUGAAGGAAAAUAAUUGUGUAUCUGUUGUCCUUCUUACUGUUAUUUUUUGCUUUUUUUAAAAAAAGAAACCUUUUAACCUGUACAAUGCAUUCCUCGAAAUCUGAAAACAUUGAGUGGACAUCAAUUAAUGCACUGUAUUUGAGACAGAAAUGGAAUGAACGCAACCACUGUAUUCUGAAGGCACAUUGUAAUACUGAUUACAUUAUAUUGUACAGUGAGCAUUUGUUUAAAACAAAUUGAGUAUAAAGAUGGUAGUAUGAAGGGUGGAAGGUGUUUUUUCUGUCUUUUUUUCGUUGUAUGUGUAUUAAGGUUGCAGUUUAUGCAUAAAUAAAGUUUAUUUGAAAUUAUUUUACAGAGAAAGAAACACAUCAAGUGUCAAGUACUUCCCAAAACCAUAGAAGUGGGGUUUAUCCUCUGGUUGGAAGACAAUGCCGGUGGUACACAGUCACUGUGCUUACGGUGAAAUGAAAGGUUUUGUCCUUUGGCAGUUAUGUUUUGACAUAUAUUAACAUAUUUAAAAUGAUUUCAGUGGAUCUGUUUAUUCUCUUCAUAGGCUAUCCAUUUGUGCAAGUCACCUUGCCUCAACACCACUCAUUAAAGGUCUUGGAACCAGUGUAAAAAAG